AUGAACUUGCAGCUCAACGACCCCUCGCUGCCUCCUGCCGGCGAGAUGAUCAACGAGGGUCAGGUCUCGUCCUAUCGCACUGCCAGCCCCGCCUCCCUUUCCGGCUCGCCCAUCAUCUCAAGUGGCGAUCCCCACCACAACCGUGCCCCGAGUCUGGGCGAGAUACACCAGGAGUUGGAACAGGAACAGGAGGCUCAAGUCAACCGUCUCUUGCAGAUGAUCCGUGCUCAACAGCAGCAGUUGCAGCAGCUGCAGACCGCAGGAACCCAGAACUCACGGACGACGCCUCCCGUCGUAGACGAAUCGACGCCUACCUCGGAGCGCUCAAUGUCCUUCUCGAAUCCAGCAAAUGCACCCCCCAUUUCGCACCCAUCCGCCGCAUCGACCCCCCGCUCGCCCUCGAUCGCCCUCCAACCCCGCAGUUCGUUCGACCUCGCCCGUUCAGACUUGCAGAGACGGUCGAGGACACCAAGUCGCACGGCAUCACCCAGGCUGCGCUCGACUUCAAUUAGUGGUGAUACGGGAGAGGCUUGGAACCUGGGUGGACGGGACGAGAGCGCUUUCUACCAAGCAGAAACACAGAUGCUGGUCCGGGAAAACCAGAUGCUUCGACAAAGAAUCAGAGAGCUAGAACGCCUGGUCAGUGAGCUGCAUGCAAAUUCAGCCGUCACUCACGAACCGGCCACGUCCUCCCAUCUACUUCGAACGACAUCUGUCUCUGAAGAAGCGCCUCCUGUCCCAGUCGCGGUUCCCAGCACUUCAGAUGUGAAGGAAGAAUGA
Messenger RNA from Amorphotheca resinae ATCC 22711, 780 nucleotides. RefSeq lists its product as hypothetical. The record is from RefSeq and is a predicted model, not a curated record. Lineage: Eukaryota; Fungi; Ascomycota; Leotiomycetes; Helotiales; Amorphothecaceae. Bases 1 to 780 code for a protein of 259 amino acids. The transcript is spliced from 3 exons.